AUGCUGGCACAGGCGCCGGCUCGGCGCACGCGGUGCUGCCGGCUGGCCCCGCCCGUUCCGCGAUUUGAUGAAAAGGAGAAUGUAUCAAACUGUAUCCAGCUGAAGACUUCAGUUAUUAAAGGUAUAAAGAAUCAACUGAUAGACCAGUUUCCUGUUAUUGAACCAUGGCUAAACCAAAUCAUGCCAAAGAAAGAUCCAGUCAAAAUAGUAAGAUGUCAUGAACAUAUAGAAAUCCUCACUGUGAAUGGGGAAUUGCUGUUCUUCAGGCAAAGAGAAGGCAUUUUUUACCCAACGCUAAGGUUGCUUCAUAAAUACCCAUUUAUUCUCCCGCAUCAGCAGGUUGAUAAAGGUGCCAUUAAAUUUGUCCUGAGUGGAGCUAAUAUAAUGUGCCCUGGCCUGACGUCUCCUGGAGCAAAGCUUUACCCUGCUGCUGUUGACACUGUCGUUGCAAUAAUGGCAGAGGGAAAACAACAUGCAUUAUGUGUGGGAGUAAUGAAGAUGUCAGCUGAGGACAUGAUUCUUUGUGGUGCUUCAAAGACAGACUCCAAGAUGAGAAAGUCAACAAAGGGAUUGGUAUUGAAAAUAUCCACUAUUUAAAUGAUGGCCUUUGGCACAUGAAGACAUACAAGUGAAA
Molecule: messenger RNA, 634 nt
Organism: Cyanistes caeruleus (blue tit)
Lineage: Eukaryota; Metazoa; Chordata; Aves; Passeriformes; Paridae
Source: RefSeq, a predicted model, not a curated record